Molecule: messenger RNA, 1190 nt
Organism: Aspergillus piperis CBS 112811
Lineage: Eukaryota; Fungi; Ascomycota; Eurotiomycetes; Eurotiales; Aspergillaceae
Product: alpha/beta fold hydrolase
Exons: 1
Coding region: 63-1001 (312 amino acids)
Source: RefSeq, a predicted model, not a curated record
GCUGAUUUGGAGAAUAUCAUCUCAACCACAAUCUACAGUGUUAGAGUCUAUAUUGUAGCAAUAUGGACACUGCAGUCACUGCUGACAUCCCACUUACCCAAACAUUUCACUACCAUUCCACUACUCACAGAUACGCUGUGCGUUGGACCGCAUUGGGUGAUGCUUCCCGGCCACCUUUGAUCUUCGUGCAUGGCACCCCGUGGUCUUCGCGGGUUUGGCAUGUCUUUGCUCGUUCCCUGGCUAGAUAUUUCCAUGUCUAUCUCUUCGACAACCCGGGAUUCGGCGAGAGUCCACUGGGUAUCCCUCUCUCAGGGAAAGAGGCACUAAUCAGUAACGAAGUCGCCCUAGAUGGAGACCUCGCUCAGCAGUCGGAGGUGUUUGCUGCUCUUUACAAAACCUGGUCCAAGGAUUGGCCUCGGGUUUAUGAUAAGGCACAUGUUGUCGCCCACGAUCAUGGGGGACUGAUGAGUUUACGGGCGCACCUUAUCCAUUCUUGCGCAUUUGCCAGUUUGUGUCUGAUCGAUGUGGUUGCUUUGGGGCCAUUCGGGCAACCUUUGUUCAAAUCAGUGGCGGAAAAUGAAGAGGCCUUUACCAGUUUGACCGGUCCGAUGUUCGAAGGAAUGGUCGAGGCAUAUAUCCGGAAUGCAGCAUUUACAGAGUUGAGCAAGGAAACGAUGGACAUGUUGAAGCGCCCGUGGAUCAUCAACGAGGAAGGCCGGAAAGGCUUCAUUAGACAAAUGGCGCAAGCCAACAGUCGCAGUACAGAGGCAGUCGAGGGGAGAUACUCCGAAGUGGGCCAGGUGAUGCCAGUCAGAAUUAUCUGGGGGACAGAAGACCAAUGGAUCCCGGUGGAGACGGCAGAGAGACUGAGAACGAAGUUGAAUGCCAGAGAGGUGGUGCUCAUCGAAGGAGCCGGUCAUCUCGUCAUGUAUGAUCAGGAGGGGAGAUUAGGAGUGGAACUGGGAUGGUGGUUGAGUAAAGUCAGCCACGACCGGGAGUAAGGAGGUAUAUACCUCACUGUGUACAGAUUACUAGUAGUUAUGUACUACUCAACAUAAUGCCUGAUGUAAAUACAAUGGCUGGUGUUCAGCAAACACAACAAACACUGGCCCAUCAUGUGACGUGAUCGCCAGCUGCUGGGCAUCUCCACUUGGUCUCCCCCACUCUUUCUGAGAAUCCACGGCUCCUCA